GUCGGGCUGCUUGUCAUUCACCACGACGAUUUCAACAUGAAGACAUCUCCGGAGUUCGUUCUCUACCUGACAUGUUUCUUUUUGGGGAAAAUGGUUCAGAUGCAUCAUUUUAUCUUGACUGAUCAAGACAGUGGAUUUAUAUCAGCUGAUGUUGGAGACAACUUGACUUUGCAGUGUUUCUAUGAGAGGGAUGACGAAAAUAUCUGUUGGUACAAACACACACCAGGACAGAAACCUCGAAUUAUCUCAAAGACUUACAAAUUCUCGAAAGAGUUUCCGUUAUUGAAUGAAUUCAAGGACAAUCCACGCUUCACUGUGAAAACUAAGGAUCUUGUUAGUCACCUAAAUAUCUCAGAUCUGAAGCUUUCAGACUCAGCUACUUACUACUGUUUAAAGGAUAAAAGAUUUGUGUAUGAGUUCAUGGAGGGCGUCACUGUCAGUGUGAAAGGUUCAGGGUCUAACAUCCAGAUUGUGGUGCAUCAGUCUGAGAGCAUCCAGCCAGGAGGCUCUGUGACCCUCAGCUGUACAGUUCACACUAGGACCUGUGAUGGAGAACACAGUGUUUACUGGUUCAAGAGCUCUGAAGAACCUCAGCCAGGACUCAUUUACACCCACGGAGACAGGAACGAUCAGUGUGAGAGGAAACCCAACACACAGACACACACCUGUGUCUACAACUUGUCAAUGGAGAGACUGAACCAUUCUAAUGCUGGGACCUACUACUGUGCUGUCGCUGCAUGUGGACACAUUGUGUUUGGAGACGGUACUAAAGUGGACUUUGAAGAGGUGGUGGACUAUCUUCCCUUGGUGUAUUUCCUGAGCGGAGCUCUGGCGUUCACCACAAUCCUGGUUGUUUCUCUGGCUUACACAGCUCAAAGAGCACUCAAGACAAACUUCUGCCAGGGCUCAGAAUCUCAAGCAGCGGCAGCAGCUCUGAAUGUGGAGCAGGGUCAUCAAGAUGAAGACAACCCACAUUAUGCUGCUUUAAUGGAGCACAGCUUCAGCAGAGCAAGAAGACAAACAGACAGGGACGGGAGUGAAUGUGUGUACACCAGUGUAAAGCAGUAGAGCUGAACAUGUUACACUUCCAUACAUGAUGAAUGUAAAGCUUCUCUA
Messenger RNA from Platichthys flesus (European flounder), 1116 nucleotides. RefSeq names its product immunoglobulin kappa light chain-like. The transcript is spliced from 5 exons. Lineage: Eukaryota; Metazoa; Chordata; Actinopteri; Pleuronectiformes; Pleuronectidae. Gene Ontology annotation, biological process: response to bacterium. The record is from RefSeq and is a predicted model, not a curated record. Bases 37 to 1068 code for a protein of 343 amino acids.